Messenger RNA from Lingula anatina, 1826 nucleotides. RefSeq lists its product as uncharacterized. Gene Ontology annotation, biological process: regulation of transcription by RNA polymerase II. NCBI's taxonomy places the organism in Eukaryota, Metazoa, Brachiopoda, Lingulata, Lingulida, Lingulidae. The record is from RefSeq and is a predicted model, not a curated record. Gene Ontology annotation, molecular function: RNA polymerase II cis-regulatory region sequence-specific DNA binding; DNA-binding transcription factor activity, RNA polymerase II-specific.
GAUCUCCGUGAUAACGCUUGAAGUGUUACUGCUUAUUGAAAGAACUCUUGCAGAUAUUAGCCAUUCUGCCGAAGAAGUUUGUGUGCUUGGUAGUGUAAGACCCAAGAGAAGAUCUAGACCUAGUACUCAGACUGGAUAGAGAAAUGGCGCAGCCCGCGGUGUUACACCAAGUCCAUGCUCCGUCGCCGUAUAUCCACCGUCCUUUACAGGACCACCCGUUUGGGCAGAUAGGUUUGACAGUGGAACCUCACAAAUCGACAGCUCCUCUAGCCAUGUUAGCGGCCCAGUGUGGGCGCAUAGGCCACGAUAUCCCCCGCCCACAGAACCCUCACAUGUACACGUUGAAUGUUCACCCAGGCUGGUCUUCUCAACAAGGGCGUGGUCAUAGCAGUGGCCAGCAGCAAACGGGACUGUCAGAUAUCGCAGGUUUUAACCAUGGAUUCGAUGCGGUGUCUACGUAUAACGCUAUGGCUUCUUACAAUAGAGACUUGGCGUGUGCCACAAGAGGCACGGAUCAGAGGCUGUCGCAUUUGACGUUAGAUUUUCUACACCACUCAACGGGCCAUUCCCCGCCGAAUCGGCACCAUAUGUCCCCGCAUCCUCACCCCCAUCAUCCUCACCACCAUCACCAUCACCAUCACCAUCAAAUGCAAGUGCAACACAGUGUAUCUGCCAGCUUGAUGUCUGCCGGUGCUUUACCUGUACCAGCCUCGGUUAAUUACUCCUCGAAUAUCACCCCACCUUUGACGACGUCCGUGCCGAUCAUGUUGGACACAGCCUCUCAGCUGCCCAAACAGCUCUCUCCGCCGCCGGCAACCGAGGCCGAGGCUCACUGGUGGAGCAUUCAACAAAACCAGCCUGCACGUACAAAAGUGACUGUUCCACAUGGUCCUCUGUCGCCAAGCUAUGGUAUCCCACCUCACAUUAUCUUUGGCCAGGCAUCACCCACUGAAUUGGCGUAUCAGUCUUCCUUUCCAGGCCUUCUUGGCAUACAGAAACCCACAACUAGGCGUUGUCGACGAUGCCGUUGCCCAAAUUGUCAAAAUGCAAGCAGCUCUUCUGAUCCCCAGAAACGCAAGAUGCACGUGUGUCACAUUCAGGGAUGUGGGAAGGAGUACGGGAAAACGUCCCACUUAAAAGCACACUUACGGUGGCACGCCGGUGAACGCCCGUUUGUCUGUAACUGGUUAUUUUGCGGGAAAAGUUUCACUCGUUCAGACGAGUUACAGCGUCACUUACGCACGCACACGGGAGAAAAACGAUUUGCGUGUCACGAGUGCGGGAAACGAUUCAUGCGCAGUGACCAUUUAAGUAAACACGUGAAAACGCACGAAAGCAAGAAACUGAAACAGAAUGAUGACUCUGUCACUGAUCUGGACAGUAAUAGUGGAGACAGUGUGAACGUUGAACAAGAAUCGGACGAUGAAUUAGAACAUGUAGAAGUAGAAAACUGAAAAUUGAAACUAUUUAAAUUAGUAUUUUUGGAAGUCAAUUGACGCCAGCCGAACGCAUCCCACCGACUUCAAAGAAAUGCUCAAAUCAAUAAAUGCCAAAUACCAUUGCUCAAAUGUUGCUAUACUUUUUUCAAAGAAUUCUACGAGAACGUUGUCAUAUUCAAGUUUGUGAUCUUUCAGGAAGUGUAUUUUUUUAUUUGUUUCGACUGACGCACCACUUCAAACAAAGUUAUUUAAGUACAAAAAUGUUGCUGUGUUUCUACAUGCCAAGUGUAAUUUGAAUAUCACUAACUACUUUUGUUUUAUUUUAAUUUACUGUACAGAUGCUGUCAGCACAUUAAUCUUCUAUUAAAAUUGCUUAUACUCACUGAA